Fusarium coffeatum is the source of this 1032-nucleotide messenger RNA. RefSeq lists its product as uncharacterized. Lineage: Eukaryota; Fungi; Ascomycota; Sordariomycetes; Hypocreales; Nectriaceae. The transcript is spliced from 5 exons. The coding region runs from base 1 to 1032 and encodes 343 amino acids. The record is from RefSeq and is a predicted model, not a curated record.
AUGGUUAGCAUCUCGGCUUCGAUUGCUAUUCAAGCAAUCCUUCUCGGCUUGGCGUUCAUAACUCUUGUGCUUCGUGGCUGGGCACGUAUCCUCGCCCAACAGUCCGUUUGGGCCCUUGCCGAUGUGCUCGCAUGGGCUGGCUGGGUGUUCACCCUGGGAUGGUUCAUCUGCUCGACAAUGGCCCUCCAAAUCCUUAUCGACAACCCCGCCCAAACCAAGGAGCUUAUUGUCGAAUCGGUAGAAUACCUAAAGAUCGUCUUUGUGGCACAGUAUUUCUUCGACAUCGGCAUUUACUUCCCCAAACUUUCGAUCACGUUAUUUUACUGGAGUUUGAUACCAAGGAUUAUGGGACGAUUGAGGAAUGCAUUAAUGGGAGUUUCGGUUUACCUAUGUUGUUCUUUGGUGGCUACAAUACUUCUGGACACUUUGAUUUGCCAACCUAUCUCUGACAACUGGUCUAUCCCUAACCAGCUCAAGUCGGUGUGGAACUCGUAUACUGCUUUCGUCGUGCAGUGGGUUCUAAACUGGUCCACAGACCUGGUUGCAUUUCUGUAUCCAUUCUUCCUUUUGAAGCAUAUUUCACUCCGUAAAGAGCAAAAGCUGGCUCUCAUCGGUGUAUUCUCACUCGGCGCCAUCACACUUUCCGUUAGUCUUGCAAGAUUUGUCGCCUACAAUGCGACAGAUUUUGAACUCGAAGACGAGUCCGGCAAUAUCCUGUCUACCGCCGAAAUGGCUACAGGCGUCAUAGUCGUUUGUCUCCCAGGUCUUCGAAGAUUCAUCGGACGCAGCAAGUCACCCGUGCCAUCGUCAGGCCCAUCAGGCCCAUCCAGUGGUUACGUCCAAACAAUAGGAAACAAUAACACACAAAGAACUAGACAUCCACCAUCAGCUUAUCAGAAAUGGGGAGUCAGGGAUGACGAGAUUGGCUUGGUUACUGAGAUCCGCGCAGGUGAUUCAACAGAACUGACGGAUAUGGAGCGGAGUAGUGAUGGGAAAAGCGUAUAUGUGAGACAUAGUAUAACUGCCACAUGA